AUGAGCUAUCUUCAAUAUCACAGAUAUUCUUUCGUCGUGUCCCAACACCCAGAAGAGCCACCCUCUGUAGUCAUGGGAGAACCUUGUUUUGAGAAUCCCUGCUCAUAUGACGCUAUUGAUGAGGUUUUAAGUCAUAUAUCAGACCUCACAAUGUGUGGGGACAGGAAGUGGACAAUUCUGGGUUGUGACGCACUACCAUAUACACUAGGUAGCCGUUUGAUCGACUCUUCUUUCCUGUGCCCAACAUGCCACAGGGAAUUCAUAGAUGCUCCUAGUUUCGAUGAACAUCGAAACGACUCUGAGCAUUCUACUACUAUAAGGAUGGAACAGUGCAAAAAAUUUAAGAAUGUACUCCUCAUACCAGGCCUGGGCCAUUACGAAAUAAAUAUGGUGAAAAGCAUAAUUAGUUUCAUGUGGAAGGUUGCAUUUGAGGACCUAGGCAAAAUGCUAGGAUUCAAGAGUCCCACUGCAUUAGCGUCAUUACGUGCUUGUGCAGAUCACCAUAAGAGCUGGCAGGUAUUGCAGAUAUUUCUGCAUGCAGUGUCUGAGGAGCUUCUAACACCUUAUGUACGACACUGUAAGACUACCCACAUUCAUCCAUCUCUCAGGGGGUAUUAUGAAUGGCUAAAGACAUCUCAGCCUACUGUUUUAUAUGAAUUUAUGCGGGAGGUUGUAUUUACUUACUGCCUCUCCAUCCAUGUAUUCAGAGCAGGUGUCAGGCGCAACAAUACUGAUGCCAUUAAUUGUAGCAAAGCAAAGUUUGCCCCUCUCUUUUUUGGUCUUAAUAUGCCUUUUUACAUGGAAACAUACAUUAGGGAUUCCUUGACUCGUAUACAAUGUCCGCCCGAAGUUCUUGCGUUCAUUGAGAGACAUGAAUCCUACAGUGUUUCGGGUAACGAUAGCAAAGGUGAAGGAGGGGACUUUGUGCUAGAAGCAAAAAACAGAGAAACAAAAAGGCUUGUACCCUCUGGAGUCCCCACAAAUCAAAUCUGGACCAACAUUUGUCGAAAUGUAGACAGAUUAGGCAAGGUACUUAAUAAAAAGAAAGACAAGGGAAGGGACAAAAGAUCUUUUUUCCUUUAUUAA
Molecule: messenger RNA, 1086 nt
Organism: Saccostrea echinata
Lineage: Eukaryota; Metazoa; Mollusca; Bivalvia; Ostreida; Ostreidae
Exons: 6
Coding region: 1-1086 (361 amino acids)
Source: RefSeq, a predicted model, not a curated record